AUGUUCACCAAUCACAGUGUCCACCUUGACGCCAUUAUCGCCACAGGCUCUUCGUUCUGCCAUUCUUUGGAGCACUUCGAAGCAGGCGAUGCAGAGACAGGUCAAGGCGCUCGAAUGAGCGAUGCAGGAGUCGUUCGGUUUGCCAAAGCCUGUCCGAAUUUGAUCCACGUCAGUCUUGAAGGUGCAACUCACCUCGGCGACGAGGCACUGCUUGGUUUGUUUGAGAACUGCCCGAAGCUGCGAUACGUACACUUUUCGGGAAAUGAUAAAGUUGCGGGAAACCUGAAAGGAGUGGCGCUUGAUGCCCUGCGGGAGAAGCCUGACAUGGCCAAGCAGCUGAUCAAACUGCGGCUUACAGACCAAACCCUGUAUGAGAAGAAAUUUGACAAAGCUGUCAAAGACCUCUCGGCCUAG
Molecule: messenger RNA, 414 nt
Organism: Exophiala dermatitidis NIH/UT8656
Lineage: Eukaryota; Fungi; Ascomycota; Eurotiomycetes; Chaetothyriales; Herpotrichiellaceae
Exons: 1
Coding region: 1-414 (137 amino acids)
Source: RefSeq, a predicted model, not a curated record